Molecule: messenger RNA, 2058 nt
Organism: Alternaria atra
Lineage: Eukaryota; Fungi; Ascomycota; Dothideomycetes; Pleosporales; Pleosporaceae
Exons: 3
Coding region: 1-2058 (685 amino acids)
Biological process (GO): protein import into nucleus; RNA export from nucleus
Cellular component (GO): nuclear pore; nuclear pore central transport channel
Molecular function (GO): phospholipid binding; structural constituent of nuclear pore
Source: RefSeq, a predicted model, not a curated record
AUGAGCUUCACAUUCGGCCAGCAAGGCAACAACAACAACAGCGGCGGUAGCAGCACACCGAACAAGUCGCUGUUUGGUGCUGCGCCUUCCACUGGUAGUGCGACGCCAUCUCUCUUUGGAACUGCAAACAACAACACGUCCAGCACACCGGCCAGCGGCGGUCUGUUUGGUUCUGCUGGUGGUAACACAGGCAGCUCAGGCGGUCUUUUCGGCGGCGCAUCGAGCACACCUGCGUCCAAACCAGGCGGUCUUUUCGGCGGAGGCUCAGCUACACCUGCUGCGUCCUCGACACCAGCUUUCGGCGGCGGCUUUGGUUUCGGAAAGAAGGAGGGAGAUGCGCCAAAACCAGCUGGAGGCCUAUUUGGUGGAGCUUCUACUGGCGGACCGGCAACGUCUUCUGCGCCCUCGUUCGGAUUCGGUAACGCAGGUGGCUCGACACCAACAGCUACACCCGCAGUGAACAAGACGUCGUUCCUUCCUUCCACUACCCCAGCCGGCGCCCCUCCAGGUCCAAGCCUGUUUGGGCAGAAUAACCAGGCCAGCGGAGGCACAUCCUCUUUGUUUGGCGGCGCAAAGCCAGCGGCAGCCACAUCGUCUUCCACACCAAGUCUAUUCGGCGCUACUGCUGGCCAACCUGCUGCUAAACCCUCAGGAGGCUUCAGCAUAGGAGGAAACACGGGGGCCUCAACCGAUACGAACAAGCCCGCUGCUCCCGCAAGCAACCUUUUCGGAGGCGGAAACCAGUCAACCCCUACUUCACAAGACGCGCAGGCUUCUAAACCUGCAGGCGGCCUCUUUGGUGGGCUGGGCAGCACAACUCCCUCCUCGACACCCGCGAAGCCCUUGGGAGGAUUUAGUGUGGGUGCUACACCCGCACAGCCAGCUUCCUCCCAGCCUUCGUCUACUCCGGCCUCUGGCUUGAGCCUAGGUGGAAACAACGCUGCGUCAUCUGCUUCUGCAACACCUAGCCUGUUCUCACCUGGAGGAGCUUCCACACCGGCAUCUACAGGUGGUGGCUUCAGCUUUGCCAAACCUGCUGCUCCUGCCAGCACGGCUGCGACUACUGGAGCUACAACCACUGCCACAAGUGGUGCACCCACGACAACCGCAUCAUCGGGCACAUCCUUGUUCCCAAGCAUAGGAGGUGGAUUGGGAGCCGGGAAUACUCCGUCCUCUGCUCCUGGGACUGCUGCUACUACCACCUCUGGUACCACCUCUGGUACCACCCCCAGCUUAUUUAGCAAGCCCGCAGGAAGCGAAGCACCAGCGGCGUCUUCCAACACCACUUCACAGCCAGCCCAUUCCCUUGGAGCAACUAGCGGAAACAAUGCAGUUCAGAGCGGGCUUGCUGCGUCGACUGCCGGGCCCGCACCGUCAGCGCAGUCACGGCUGAAGAACAAAUCCAUGGACGAGAUCAUCACACGCUGGGCCGCCGACCUCUCCAAGUACCAGAAGGAAUUUCAAUCGCAGGCUGAGACGGUCGCAUCAUGGGACAGGGCUCUGGUCGAGAACUCGGACAAAGUCCGCCAACUGUACUCGAAGACUUUCCAAGCCGAGCGCGACGCCGCUGAGGUCGAGAGACAGCUGACCAUGAUGGAAGAGAACCAACAGGAGCUCGACUCAUAUCUAGAUCGCUAUGAGAAGGAGAUUGACAACCUCAUGAAGAUGCACGGUGUCAGUGGCAAGAACGAGACCCUACGCGGCCCAGACCAAGAGCGCGAGAGGACUUACAAGCUUGCCGAGAAGCUCCAAGACCGCCUCAACGAGCUCAACAAGGACCUCACUGAGAUGAUUGAGGAAAUUAACAAUACCUCUCAGACGCUCAGCAAGACGGGCAAGCCAGACGAUCCUCUCACCAAGGUCGUCCGUGUUCUCAACACUCAGCUUGCGCAGCUUCAGCUCAUCGAUUCUGGUGCUUCGCAGCUUCAGGAGAAGAUUACCAAGGCACAGAGGGAGACGCAGCGUGUCGGUGCUAAUGGCUGGAAUGGACUUGGUUCGGAUCCUUCAGCCGAUUUCAUGAACAGCAUGCGUGGGGCAAGAGCAUCGCAGAGAUUUUAA